This is a messenger RNA of Lycium ferocissimum, 1423 nucleotides long. RefSeq names its product dihydroceramide fatty acyl 2-hydroxylase FAH1-like. The record is from RefSeq and is a predicted model, not a curated record. Gene Ontology annotation, molecular function: fatty acid 2-hydroxylase activity; iron ion binding. NCBI's taxonomy places the organism in Eukaryota, Viridiplantae, Streptophyta, Magnoliopsida, Solanales, Solanaceae. The transcript is spliced from 7 exons. Gene Ontology annotation, biological process: fatty acid metabolic process; lipid biosynthetic process. Bases 394 to 1104 code for a protein of 236 amino acids. Gene Ontology annotation, cellular component: membrane; endoplasmic reticulum.
CAGCCUUUUCCACAAUUGAUGAAAUUCAAAUUUCCCCCAUGGACGAGUUGUAUGCAUGAGUGCCAGAUUGGCAACCUUCACGUGAGAACAAAAUCAUCUGCGGUCAGGAUCUCACCAUCCAAAUCAUCUUGCCCAAUUACGUAAACAUAGAAAGAGGUAUAUUCUCUUCCCAAAAAGCAAAAUAAAACUCGGAAGUCUUAAAAUAUCUGAUUAUAUAGGCAGGCGGCACCCUGGAGAGAGUCUUGCUUGCUAAGGAAUCAUCUGAACAGAGAAAUCUUGACGAAAGUGGUAGUGGGUGGAACUUCUCGUCGUCUCUUGGCAGUACAUCUUCUCUUGAAUCCUCCCUAACGUUAUCCUUUUUUGUGUCCUAUCAACUAGCUAUAAAGUCCCACGAUGGUUGCACAGGGCUUCGAAGUGGAUUUAGAUAAAGCUCUUGUCUUCCAGGUUGGCCACCUUGGAGAAGCUUAUGAGGAAUGGGUUCACCAGCCUAUCGUUAACAAGGAAGGACCUCGAUUUUUUGAAAGUGAUUUUUGGGAGUUUCUGACUCGUACAGUUUGGUGCGCAAUUCCAGUCAUUUGGCUCCCAGUUGUGUGCUAUAGCAUCUCAGUAUCAAUCCGGAUGGGCCAUACUGUUCCUGAGGCGGCAUUGAUUGUAGUUUUUGGAAUUUUUGUGUGGACAUUGAUGGAAUACACUCUUCAUCGAUUCCUUUUCCAUAUAAAGACGAAGAGCUAUUGGGGAAACACGGCUCAUUAUCUCCUUCAUGGUUGUCAUCACAAGCAUCCCAUGGAUGGUCUACGCCUUGUUUUUCCUCCUGCUGCGACAGCUAUUCUUUGUGUACCGUUCUGGAAUUUAAUCAAACUCAUUUCGACUCCCUCAACUGCUCCUGCUUUAUUUGGAGGAGGCUUGUUGGGCUAUGUCAUGUAUGAUGUAACCCACUACUACUUGCAUCAUGGACAACCAACAAGUGAAGUGCCAAAAAAUCUCAAGAAAUAUCAUUUGAAUCAUCACUUUCGCAUCCAGAACAAAGGUUUUGGUAUCACUUCUUCUUUCUGGGACACGGUGUUUGGAACGCUACCACAAUCUAAAUCAGCCAAGAGCAGAUAAUUCCUUUCAGAGAUGAGAAUCGCAUUUUAUAGCAUUAUUAAGUAGAAAGGGCAAACAUCUUAGUUUUAUCCUUACAUUCUUUCAUCUGCUGUCACAUUUCUUCUAGAUUUUUGUCGGCAAAGUGGGCAUCUCAGCUAUGUGCCUGACUUGUGCAAGGGUUACAUAACCUGGUUGAAAAACAUUGUGGUCUAUCUGUCCAUCUAGGUUGUAUUUAAGUUUAUCAUCGGACUGCAUGUUGGGUAAGUUAUCAUCAUCUGUUGUACUAUGGAAAAUAUAUCCGGUUAAUAUAUGUAGCAAAGGUUAUAUUUAUUUCUUUUCA